Molecule: messenger RNA, 1535 nt
Organism: Cicer arietinum (chickpea)
Lineage: Eukaryota; Viridiplantae; Streptophyta; Magnoliopsida; Fabales; Fabaceae
Product: probable aspartic proteinase GIP2
Biological process (GO): proteolysis
Molecular function (GO): aspartic-type endopeptidase activity
Source: RefSeq, a predicted model, not a curated record
ACUCCAUCAACUAAACACAUCAACAACAUCAUUUCCAAUAUCUUCAUAAUGUCUUCAUUUUCUUCUAUCAUCCAUUUCUUCCUCCUAUCAUUACCCCUUUUGUCAAUUUCUUGCUUAUCAUUAUCUCAACCUCCUAACACAAAACCAAACCCCUUUAUCCUCCCAAUCAAAAAAGAUCCAUCAACAAAUCUAUUCUAUACAUCAGUUGGCAUAGGAACUCCUAGAAAAGACUUCAAUCUAGCCAUUGAUCUAGCUGGUGAAAAUCUUUGGUAUGAUUGUGACACUCACUACAAUUCAUCAUCCUACAUUCCUAUUGAAUGUGGCUCAAAAAAAUGUCCUGAUGUUGCAUGUAUUGGCUGCAAUGGUCCUUUCAAACCAGGUUGCACAAACAACACAUGUGCAGCUAACACAAUCAACACAUUAGCCAAUUUCAUUUUUGGUGGUGGACUUGGUCAAGAUUUCAUUUUUAUUUCACAGCAAAAAGUUUCUGGCUUGCUUAGUAGCUGCAUUGACACUGAUGGAUUUCCAUCAUUCACUGGAAAUGAUUCACCACUUAAUGGAUUACCAAAAAUCACCAAAGGAAUCAUUGGUCUUGCAAGAUCAAAUCUUUCACUACCAACACAACUUGCAUUGAAAAAUGAACUUCCACCCAAGUUUUCUCUUUGUUUACCUUCUUCAAAUAAACAAGGAUUCACUAACUUGCUUGUUGGAUCAAUUGGAAAAGACCCUUUUCAAGAACUCUAUAAAUUUGUUCAAACAACACCAUUAAUUGUUAAUCCUGUUUCAACAGGUGCAGUUUCUGUUCAAGGUGUUCCUUCUAUUGAAUAUUUCAUUGAUGUGAAAGCAAUUAAGAUUGAUGGAAAAGUUGUGAACUUAAAGCCUUCAUUGUUGUCUAUUGACAACAAAGGAAAUGGUGGCACCAAAAUCAGCACAAUGAGUCCUUUCACUGAAUUGCAACGUUCUGUUUACAAGCCUUUCAUUCGUGAUUUUCUUAAGAAAGCUUCAGAUAGAAAACUAAAGAAAGUGGAAUCAGUUGCACCAUUUGAGGCAUGUUUUGAAUCAACCAACAUUGAAAAUUCUUUACCAAGAAUUGAUCUUGUGCUUCAAGGGGGAGUCCAAUGGAGUAUUUAUGGAAAUAAUUUGAUGGUUAAUGUGAAGAAAAAUGUAGCAUGUCUUGGAUUUGUUGAUGGAGGGACAGAGCCAAGAAUGUCUUUUGCAAAAGCUUCAAUUGUUAUUGGUGGACAUCAAUUGGAGGAUAAUCUUUUGGUGUUUGAUUUAAAUUCCUCUAAAUUGAGCUUUAGUUCAUCUCUUUUGGUCCACAAUGCUAGUUGCUCAUAGACCAUUCCUAUUGUUGAAUGGUAUAAGUUUGUUAAGCAUUUAGAUUAGAUUAAUCACAUCAAAUGUUGCAGCUUCUGUUUCUCACUUUAGAGAACUAUAAAUAAAUUAUGUUUGCUUUGUUGUAUGAACUAAAAUUGUUGGUUUGUUCCUGCAUUUCUAGUUAUGAAAAUUGUUAGUUGUGUGUUUUUUUUAUUAAU